Molecule: messenger RNA, 675 nt
Organism: Didymodactylos carnosus
Lineage: Eukaryota; Metazoa; Rotifera; Eurotatoria; Philodinida; Philodinidae
Source: the annotation of a GenBank genome assembly
AUGACUCGUGCAAUUGAAACAGUUAAGAAAAAUGGAACGUUUGUUGAGAUUGCUCAAUGGGAAAUCAUGAAUAUUAUAACUGAUAUUUAUAAUUCAACAGAAACGACAUCAUGGAACGACAAUGUUAAUGACGAAUUCAAAUCGAUUCUUGGAAGACUAAUUAACAAAAAUCGUGUAGAUGCUGUCCUUUUCAUUUAUCGUCAUUUGUAUCAUGUUAGAGAUUUCUUUAAUCAGUCAAAGAAUUGUCGAACUAUUGUUGAUCAUAUAACAGGAAAUGAAUUAGGAGGACAAUUAAUCAAAACAUUCAUCGACAAGAAACCAUUGCAAAAUUGGAUUAUUGGGAAAGAUUUGAUAUUCAUCUUGUUACAGAAGAAAGAACGGAAAUUGUUGAAAAAAUUAUUUCUAUUAUUUCCAUUUCUUGUUCAUCAAUUAGAUGAGGAUGGGAAUGAUCCAUUACUUCACAUUUGUCUCAAAGUUCGUGGUUGUCGACAUCGGUUUGUUCAAUUUCUAACCACAAUGAAAGCUGAUCUUCAAAGAAUUAAUUUCAAUGGUGAAGACUUUUUUGGUGCAAUUCAUCUGGAGAGAAAUCGAAAACUAUUGAAAAAGUUGAAUAUGGAAGAAAUCAAUCAUGAACAGAGAAAUAUCCGAUUCAUAGAGAUCAUUUCUAAUGUGUAA